Molecule: messenger RNA, 1671 nt
Organism: Metarhizium brunneum ARSEF 3297
Lineage: Eukaryota; Fungi; Ascomycota; Sordariomycetes; Hypocreales; Clavicipitaceae
Product: Cytochrome P450 monooxygenase alnD
Molecular function (GO): oxidoreductase activity, acting on paired donors, with incorporation or reduction of molecular oxygen; iron ion binding; monooxygenase activity
Source: RefSeq, a predicted model, not a curated record
AUGGGAGUCAAAGAGUUCACCUUAUUAGGCACAACGCAGUGUCAAAAUGUCAAACUGGAGGUCGCAUUAUCCGACGAGAUGAGUGAUCUCAAAUCCGAUCUUGCCAAUCUAUUUGCUAUUACCGACGCAACUGCCAUCUCACUUCACGGCUCAGCCGACAUUCUCGAAACCAUUGAAAAUGUCAUCGACCACCAAGGCAAGAUCGGCCUCAUGGUGGAUGGGUCUCCAAUUCGUGCACCACAUGCUCCCAAAGAACUCCCUUUCCUCGGUAACCACUUCGAGAUUUACCCAGACCACAUGGGAAAUCAUGACCGUCUUUUCACACAAUAUGGCAGCGUCAUCAAGACGGUAAAUAUGGGAACAACAACUUAUCUCACCAAUAGCCCUUCUGUCUCGGAGGCCGCCUUGAGUGAAAGCGAAUACUUCACCAAAACAACAUCAGACCCAUCACACCCUUUAUACCACAUGAGAGAUAGUACGGCCCUCUUCAUGUGUGACACAUCGUCGCCUGCAUUUCAUCUCGCCCACAAGUUUAUUCCGCCCAGCAUGACUCCCAACGCCGUUCGCCAAUACACACCAAACAUGCAGCAAGCCAUCGAGGAGUGCUUCUCUGUUUUUGACGAACUAGACAGGCAGGACAAGGCUUUUCAUGUAUAUCAGUACAUGUUUAAGCUCGCCGGUCAGAUCAUCUAUCGCAUUGUGCUUGGUCUGGACGUCGGCCAUUUCAAGACCAUUGACACGCCUGCUCAUGAAAUUAUCUACCUACUCGGGGAGUACAUGCUGCUGAUGAAAAAGACGUCUCUCAGCCCACAAUGGUACAAAUACUUGCCAUUUGGCGACCACCGCCGUCUCCAAGAGGUUAAAAAACGCGCGUGGGCUCUGGUCGAUGAAGCCAUUGACAAUGCUGAGGUUGGCGGGGGCGGGAAAGACGCUCCCAUUCAGGAGGUCGCCCUUGAUUCUACUUGUAUUGCAGAUUACCUAAAACGUGCGGUGGACGAUGAGGGCAACAAGCUUCCUCCGGAGUAUCGUCUCACAAAUAUUGUUGUGUUGAUUGGUGCCGGAUUCGUUACCAGCUCUUCACUGCUCUCGUGGAUCAUCUACGCCCUCGCAAAGUACCCAGGCAAUCAGGAACGGCUUGUACAAGAGCUCGUUGACCAUGGUGGCUCGUCCACAAAAACCUGGUCCUACGAUGAGAUCAAUUCUCUCCCCUUCUUAGAUCACUUCGUCAAGGAGACUCACCGCCUGCACAACCCAUCAUUCCAAACGGCCCGCAACACGAAGAAGGACGUCAUCGUCCCGGGAGGCUGGCAAAUGCCAGCCGGCGCAAUUGUCAUCCCGACAUUCCCAUCUAUCCACAAGAACAAAGACCAUUGGGAGAACCCGGAGCGCUUCGAUCCGGACCGCUGGGCCGACGAUGCGACCAGCAAGAAGAGACACCGUCGGGCAUUUACACCAUUUGCCGCUGGACCCCGAGGCUGUGUGGGCCUCAAUGUUGCAAAAUUGGAGGCAAAAUUGGCACUUGCAAAUCUGGUGUAUCGCUAUCAUUUUACCGACGCUAAUAAGGAACCGAUGCAGUAUGAUCCCGAGUUCCUUGUCAUUCGGCCGUUGAACUGCUAUGCAAGAGCCCGCAAGAGGACUAGUUGGCCGGCAAAGUUGCCGACAGGGGCUUGA